CCAUGGCACGGGGGGGAGGCGGGAUCUGUGCCGGGGGAGCCUGUCCGUGCAUGGGGGUGCGUGCACGGCGCGGUGCAUGGGGGUGCCAGGGGCUCUCUGGCUCUGUGCCCCCCCCUUGCUCUGCACCCUGCUGCUGCUUUUCACCUUUGUUUCACUUUCUCUUUGGUUUAGAAUCAGGGAAUCUCAGGCUUGGAAGGGACCUCGGGCGGUAUCUAGUCCCACCCUCUGCUCACAGCAGGGCCAGUCCCCACACAGACUUUUACCCCAGAUCCCCAAAUGGUCCCCUCAAGGACUGAGCUCACAACCCUGGGCUUAGCAGGCCAGUGCUCAAACCACUGAACUAUCCCCCCAUUUCCUGCCCGCCAAGUGGCAUCUUGGUUUGGCUUUUGUCCCCCACUGCCCCCCAGCCUGAACUACGUCCCUGGGCCCCUGACCCAUCAGCAGCCUCACUGCAGGGCCUGCUGUCCAGAGCACCCCUUCCUUUACCUGGCUCAGUGCUGGGGUGACUGUCCCCUUUCCCCACAGGGCAAACCCACCACAACCCCAACCACAAGGCAGCUCCACCCCCACCUGGCAACUGUCAAACACUGCGAAUAUCACCCGUCUGGGCGACUCGAACCCGCCCGCGCCAUGUGCUGUGGUGGGCAGGCAGCUGCUGGAUUUUUAACAGGUUGAUCUGUUAUUGCUUGAGCUGCGGAAGUGGGAACUCUGCAGCAUCUUUAGCUGGAUCCAGAAUCUUUUACCAUUCGCUAGCCCAGUGUAUUGUGAAAAAAGUGCAAAUCUUUAGACCCACAUAACACCCCCCCCCAGCAGAUUAAAUUAUUUCCGUGGCAAAUCCAUAAAAUAAUCCAGCCAGGCCAGUCAGAUACCAGCUGGGUGGUAACCUCUCGCUGGUCUGGCUCAUCUGAGCACAUCUCCAGGCACAGGACUCCUGUGCAAGGAAUUUGCUGCAGCUUUCUCUCCCUUCUCCUGCUGGGUCCCGCUGCUAGUGCCCAGUUUGAAUUGGGAAGCAGGAGUUUGGCUGGUGCCAGCUCUCACCCAGUGUGCAGCCUCCUCUCACGUCUUACCCAUCCUAGUGUUCCCACUGCAUUCUCGUCACUCCUACCCUGCCCCAGCAGAGAGCCUCUGGUGCAAACUCCGCAGCAGAGGGGAACAGGUACCCGUGCUCACAGCGCGUGUCCAGACAGGCCUGUGAGCAAGGGGUAUUAGUUGAGAGGCUGGUUGUGUGUGGAUGUGGUGGGCAGGACUCCACCCCUAGCUCCUGUGGCGCUGGGAGGUCCUUUGCAGUCUCCCAGCCAUCCACAAGUUGCCUCGCCCUGACGCUGCUUGGCUGGCGAGAUCAGAGGAGGUAGCAGCCCUGCGUGCUGACUCCUGUUUCCAGCUGAGCAGGUGAUGUGAGAUGCAGAGCCCAGCAAGACUGUGCAUCAGCUGAAGCAAGAACUUUCCACUGCCCGGAACAAACACAGGGCACCAGUUUCCUGCCUGCCAUGGAGAGCCAAGGAACCACCGUCCUCCACGAGACAGUCAGCUAUGCCCCCCACCCCCUGCCAGCAAGGCAGUUUGAUCAGAACACUACGGAGCCGAUCAGCUUCUACCUGUCCAGCCUGGAGGAGCUGCUGGCAUGGAAACCCACCAGCGAUGAUGACUUCAACGUUGCCACGAUGCCACUGGCUAACCGGGAACCUCCGCUCCACAGCAAAAGACCCCGCACGCUGGUGUGCCACGACAUGAAGAAUGGGUACCUAGAGGACAGGUUCAUCCAGGGCUCGGCUUCGCGGGACCCCUACGUGUUCUACCACUGGCAGCACAUCGACAUCUUCGUGUACUUCAGCCACCACCUUGUGACCAUCCCCCCCGUCACCUGGGCCAACGCCGCCCACAGGAACAGCGUCUCUGUGCUGGGGACGUUCAUCACGGAGUGGACGAGUGGGGGCCAGCUGUGUGAGGCGUUCCUGGCUGGGGAGGCAGCCGCAUACCACGCUGUGGCUGUGCAACUGGGCCGCAUCGCCCAUUUCUACCGCUUUGACGGCUGGCUGGUCAACAUCGAGAACACCCUGAGCGAGGCAGCCGCACGGAACUUGCCCCUCUUCUUGCGUGACCUGCGGGAGCAGCUGCGUCGGGACGUGCCCGGCGGGCUGGUGCUCUGGUACGACAGUGUCUUGCAGAGCGGGGAGCUGCAGUGGCAGAACGAGCUGAAUGAGAAGAACAGGGUGUUUUUUGACGCCUGCGAUGGCUUGUUCACGAACUACAACUGGAAGGAGGAGCACCUGGAGCGCAUGGGGGCGCAGGCCGGGGAGCGCCUGGCUGACGUCUACGUGGGCAUCGACGUCUUUGCCCGCGGGGAGGUCGUAGGUGGUGGCUUUGAGACAGACAAGGCUCUGCACCUGAUCCGCAAGCACGGCUUUUCAGCUGCCAUCUUCGCCCCCGGCUGGGUCUAUGAGCACCUGGGGAAGGAGAACUUCCUGCACAAUGAGAACAGGUUCUGGGGUUUGCUGGCGGAGCUGCUGCCCACUCACAGCAUCAGCACUCUGCCCUUCAGCACCUGCUUCUGCCUGGGCAUGGGGACGGGGAGAUUCUGGGCUGGGCAGGAGGAAGUAGCCAGGCCCUGGUACAAUCUGAGUGCCCAGGAGAUCCAGCCCCUCUUCACAGACCAGCAAGAGCCGGGAGGGGCAGGCAGCUGGCUGCGCACACGCUGCUCCCUGCAGGACGCCUGGAACGGGGGCAGCUGCCUGCUGAUCGAGGGGAUCAUCCCCCGUGAGGCAGGCCACGUGGCUGUUCGCCUUUUCUCUUUCCAGCUGCCAGCGCCCCCCAAGCUCUUCCUGUCUCUGCUGUACAAACUGGAGGAGAAGCUGCCUGAGGUGGCAGUUGCGCUGGAACUCACCACACGGGACUCUGGCUCCUGCCAUGUUGGCAACGUCACUGCCUUGCCGGGGCUGGUCACCCGACAUCAGCCUCAGCCCCUCCCCACCCUGCCCCCUCACCUCUCCGGGCUGCUCAGCGGCUGUGGACGGCAGAGCACGGCUGGUUGGAUGAGGCGGUGCUACAAACUGGAGCUGCGGGACUGCGCCCUGCACGAGCUGUCGCUGAUCCUGUCACGCCACCAGCCAGGCCUGCAAGAAAGGCGCUUCUCCUGCCGCCUUGGGGAGAUCCAGGUGCUGGAUGCUGACAGCCUGCACUCCUCGCUGCCCCCAGCGCCCAGCCUCCAGGCCUCCCAGGUGCUGUGGCACAAGGGCCCUGGCACAGACCAGCUCUCCCUCAGCCUCACCUUGCACUGGUCCUAUCCCCACAGCCAAGCCCGCUGCUUCCGGAUCCACUGCCAGGGCCGGGAGCUGCCCCAGCCAGCACAGCUGCAGCUCCUCGGGGUGGCACACGCCACCCUCUACCGGGUGGUGGGCUUGGCAGUGCCAGAGCCGCCCCCCAAGGAGUCCUGCCAUGUGGAGUUCUUCGUGGAGCCGGUUCUGAACGAAGGGGUUGUCGUGGAUCGGUCCAGGUGGGGGCGGCUGGUUCUGGUCUAUUCCGACCCAGCCAGCACCAGCACCUAUUAAAUGUGACCUUUGGCACAGUGCCAGGGAUCUCACCGUC
Gopherus evgoodei (Goodes thornscrub tortoise) is the source of this 3582-nucleotide messenger RNA. It is a transcript of the gene ENGASE, whose product is annotated as endo-beta-N-acetylglucosaminidase. Gene Ontology annotation, cellular component: cytoplasm. NCBI's taxonomy places the organism in Eukaryota, Metazoa, Chordata, Testudines, Testudinidae. Gene Ontology annotation, biological process: protein deglycosylation. The record is from RefSeq and is a predicted model, not a curated record. The transcript is spliced from 14 exons. The coding region runs from base 1488 to 3545 and encodes 685 amino acids. Gene Ontology annotation, molecular function: mannosyl-glycoprotein endo-beta-N-acetylglucosaminidase activity.